AGCUAUCAAUUCACUUGGGAGAGGCGCAGUGGUUUAAGCCCAGCCAAGGAGGCAUCCCAUAAACCUUCAAAGGACUGUUCCUGCCACAUCAUUUGAGAGCUGAAAACAGAGGCCUUUCAUUAUCAGCGCAGAGGAGAGGUCCCUUCAGUGCCUUACAGGAAAGCGUCUUGGCAGGAAGUCAGUUUUUAGUGGGUAGUUGUGGGCACUCAUGGCAUCAGAAGACCACCAAGAAAUCAAGGACCCCGCAGACACUUCCAGAACAGAUGGAGCUCCAUCCCCUGGCACAUCUUGCCCCGUCCACAGCCACAAUGCUGAAGACGCGAAGCGGAACAGCUUGAGGAAAGGACUGGUCAGACACCGAGACUAUGUCAAAAUUUCUGUGCCUGAAGGAAAGGUCAACCGAUUGCCGUCAGAAUGGUGGAAGACGUUCAUCGCUUUGUUUUAUGCCAUUUUGAACCUGGUUUUGACCACGGUUAUGAUCACGGUGGUUCACGAGAGAGUGCCACCCAAGGAGAACAGCCCACCCCUGCCGGAUAAGUUCUUUGACUAUAUAGACCGCGUGCAGUGGGCGUUUACCGUGACUGAGGUCAAUGGAAUGGUUCUGGUGUCUGUAUGGUCCAUUCAGUUGCUCUUUCACAGAUACAAGGCUAUUGUAGGAAGACGAUAUUUCUUCCUUCUGGGCACAUUGUACAUGUAUAGAUGCAUAACCAUGUACGUCACCACUCUACCCGUGCCUGGCAUGCACAUGGUCUGCGCCCCGAAGCUCUACGGAGAUUCGCAAGCGAAGCUGCAGCGUGUUCUGCAGUUGCUCUCUGGUGGUGGAUUAUCAAUCACUGGUUCCCAUCUGCUGUGUGGAGACUUCCUGUACAGCGGACACACUGUCAUCCUCACGCUCACGUACCUCUUCCUCAAGGAGUAUUCUCCUCGUUCUUUCUGGUGGUACCAUCUCAUGUGUUGGUUAACGGCUGCUGUGGGAGUUGUGUGUAUCCUGGUGGCUCAUGAACACUACAGCGUGGACGUGGUGGUGGCAUAUUUCAUCACCACACGACUGUUCUACUGGUAUCACACUAUGGCUAAUCUGCAGACUUUAAAGUGUUCUCCGAACAACUACCUCACUCACACCUGGUGGAACCCCGUGUUUAACUUCUUCGAGAGGAACAUCCAGACCCAAGUGCCCUGUUCUUUCUGCUGGCCGAUCACAUGGCCCCCUGCCUGCCUGAAGAACCCCUGUAAGAAAUAUUCCAUGGUGCAGAGCAGCCGAGAGGAGUGAUGUGAUUCAUCACAACGCUUCGACCGCCACGUGGAAAUGUUUUGUUUUUGGCUUGUGGCUAUCUCAGUGUUUACACCAUACCAAAGACCAAAGACUGUUCGGCUGUUGUUUAUAAUUACAUCUCAUUUAACAAGAGCCAAACAGUUCAUGAUGACCAAAAAUUGUAAACCUCAAUAAUCUUUGAAAAGUCAUUGUUGACUUUUUUUUUUCCUUUUUUUUUUACAUUUAUUUAUAUUCCUUCAUUGUGGCCAUUUAAAGAAGCA
Molecule: messenger RNA, 1533 nt
Organism: Rhinichthys klamathensis goyatoka
Lineage: Eukaryota; Metazoa; Chordata; Actinopteri; Cypriniformes; Leuciscidae
Gene: sgms2a
Product: sphingomyelin synthase 2a
Exons: 6
Coding region: 209-1270 (353 amino acids)
Biological process (GO): sphingomyelin biosynthetic process; ceramide biosynthetic process
Cellular component (GO): Golgi membrane; endoplasmic reticulum membrane
Molecular function (GO): sphingomyelin synthase activity; ceramide cholinephosphotransferase activity
Source: RefSeq, a predicted model, not a curated record